AUGUAUAAAGUUGCAUGUGCCAAUAAAACGACAAGAAAAGCAACAAACAACUUAGUAGCAGCGAACAUCAGCAGUCAGUUUCGAAGUCUGUAUCAUAUCAUUUUAGUAUGCCCAGCUGGUCGAUACGGCAGAGACUGUAUGAAAUUGUGUGAUUGCCAAAAUGGAGGUCUCUGUAGCCCAAUCGAUGGAAAGUGCGAAUGCCGUCCAGGAUGGACUGGUGAGAGCUGUGAGAAAUCGUGUGAGAAAUGUUUUCCUUUAAGAGGAUCUUUCCAGAACUGCUUACAACAUUGUGAUUGCGCUGAUGGAAUGCAUUGUGAUCCCUUAGAUGGCGAAUGCAUAUGUCCUCCUGGAAAGCGAGGAGCUAAGUGUGACCAAAACUGCGAGAGUGGUCGGUUCGGUGCCGGAUGUCGUGGUAUGUGCACAUGCGCCAAUGAUGCCUCUUGUGAUGCUGUAUCUGGAGCGUGCACGUGCACUCCAGGAUGGAGAGGGAAAAGGUGUGACCGCCCUUGCCCGGAUGGGCGUUAUGGAAAGGAGUGCCGCUUUAUUUGUGAUUGCUCAACAACAAAUGACACCACGUUGUACAAUCCAUUUGUUGCUCGAUGUGACCAUAUCACCGGUGACUGUCGUUGUCCACCUGGUUGGACAGGACCAGACUGUGCAACACCAUGUCCCCCAGGAAGGUGGGGAUCUGGAUGUAACGGUCAGUGCGACUGUCUUAAUGGCGCAACUUGUGAUCGUCUCACAGGUUUCUGCGACUGUCCACCAGGAUAUAUGGGACGAAGCUGCGAAACAACUUGUCCGGCGGGUCUGUGGGGAGCAAACUGUAUUCACCACUGCCUUUGCAUGCAUGACGGUAGUUGCAAUCCGAAAACUGGCGAGUGCACGUGUGCUGAUGGCUGGACUGGACCUGCCUGCGAGUUUUUGUGUCCGUUCGGACAGUACGGUCUGAAUUGUGCACUGCGCUGUGAUUGCCAAAAUGGUGCAAGCUGUAAUAGAACCACAGGUCAAUGUGAGUGUCUACCAGGUUGGAGAGGUGAAAGAUGCGAGAAAUCUUGUCCAUCUGGUCACUUUGGCGCGAACUGCGAAGAAGUGUGCGAGUGCGAAAACGGAGCGCAGUGCGAUCCGAUCAGCGGGCACUGCUCCUGUCAGGCAGGAUGGAGGGGACGGAAAUGCAAUAGGCCGUGCCUGAAGGGUUAUUUCGGUCGACAUUGUGCCCAGACGUGCCGUUGUAUGAAUCAGAAGCCAUGUGACCAUAUUACUGGAAAAUGUCAGUGUCCAAAAGGCUACACUGGCUAUGGGUGUACCGAGUUAUGCCCGGAAGGAACGUUUGGCGAUGGAUGCCGCCAGAAGUGCGGAUGUGGAGAAAAUAGUGACUGCGAUCCGAUUAACGGCAAAUGCUUCUGCAAGCCAGGCUAUUUUGGCGAUGGAUGCAAGAGCGGCUGCGCUGAGGGACGGUUCGGACCAGAAUGUAGUGAGCUAUGCGAUUGUGCUAAUGGAGCAGUGUGUGACAAACGAGAUGGUACAUGCAUUUGCCCACCAGGAUUCAUUGGCACGAAAUGUGAUACGCCAUGUCCAGCCGGAAGAUAUGGAGAAAAUUGCGAGAAUGUGUGUUCAUGUGAAAAUGGUGGUACGUGUGAUCGCCUGUCAGGUCAUUGCAAAUGCUCGCCAGGAUUCACAGGAUUGACGUGCAAUCAAGUUUGCCCUGACGGCCGUUGGGGACCAGGAUGUAAAGAGAAAUGUCGGUGCGCCAAUGGAGCACAUUGUGAUCCAACUACAGGAGAAUGCAGGUGUAAUCUUGGUUAUACCGGGACAACUUGUGAACAGAGCUGUCCAUCUGGAAAGUACGGUUUGAACUGCACUCUUGAUUGCGAAUGCCAUGGAAAUGCCCGAUGUGACCCUGUUCAAGGAUGCUGCGAUUGUCCACCGGGUCGUUACGGGACUAGAUGCCAAUUUGGGUUUCUACGGUUGGUACUGCAGUCAGUCUGUGAAUCAUCUUGCAAGAACUCCACAUACGGGCCACAUUUAUGCCGACACGGACGAUAUGGUGAAAAUUGCCAAAACAAAUGUCAAUGCUACAACGGUGCAACCUGCGAUAGGAAGACCGGCAAAUGCACUUGUGCACCAGGAUAUUUGGGCCCUACAUGCCAGCAUGAAGUAAAAGAUCCAAACAGUGUAGCAAAACGAGGUGAUCUCCCGGAAGACUGGGAAUGGCGGGCUCGUCGGUAA
Angiostrongylus costaricensis is the source of this 2226-nucleotide messenger RNA. NCBI's taxonomy places the organism in Eukaryota, Metazoa, Nematoda, Chromadorea, Rhabditida, Metastrongylidae. The record is from the annotation of a GenBank genome assembly.